Molecule: messenger RNA, 1974 nt
Organism: Vigna angularis (adzuki bean)
Lineage: Eukaryota; Viridiplantae; Streptophyta; Magnoliopsida; Fabales; Fabaceae
Product: endoglucanase 24
Exons: 4
Coding region: 237-1706 (489 amino acids)
Biological process (GO): carbohydrate metabolic process
Molecular function (GO): hydrolase activity, hydrolyzing O-glycosyl compounds
Source: RefSeq, a predicted model, not a curated record
UCCGAUACUGUUUCUGUUUGCAUGUGACCUCACUGACACUCUCUACUUUCACUGUCGGCGCUUUCAUCGCACACAUACUCUUCCGCUUCCCUCCAAAUCGCUCUUUCUCUCUCUCUCUUACUCUGUUCCUUUCUCCAAACUUUGCUUUCAAGUUUUCACCCCGUGACUCCCUCUCUACCACCUCUGCAUAUAAAUAACACCCACUUCUCACCGUUAACCAACCACCGCAACCUACAAUGGCACCUCCCAACCUUUUUCCGUUUCUUCUUCUCCUUCUUCUCUCUCUCUCCGUCACUGCUCACGAUUACCAGCAGGCAUUGUCCAAGGCAAUCCUCUUCUUCGAGGGCCAACGCUCCGGAUUCCUGCCGCAGGACCAGAGAAUGCAGUGGCGCGCCAAUUCGGGUCUCGGCGACGGCUGGACCUACAACAUCGACCUCACCGGCGGCUACUACGACGCCGGCGACAACGUCAAGUUCGGCUUUCCCAUGGCAUUCACCACCACAAUGCUCUCCUGGAGUGUCAUCGAAUUCGGAGACAUGAUGCCUCCCGACGAGCACAGAAACGCGCUCGUGGCAAUCCGUUGGGCUACCGAUUAUUUGCUCAAAACCGUUUCUCAGCCCAACCGCAUUUUCGUUCAGGUAGGCGAUCCAAUCUCUGACCACAACUGUUGGGAAAGACCAGAGGACAUGGACACAAGAAGGACUGUGUAUGCCGUUGAUGCACCGAAUCCAGCUUCAGAUGUGGCUGGUGAAACUGCUGCGGCACUAGCUGCUUCGUCCAUGGCUUUUCGUUCAUCGGAUCCUGCUUAUUCAGAGACUUUGUUACGAAAUGCUGUCAAGGCAUUUCAACUUGCAGAUAACUAUAGGGGUGCCUACAGUGAUAAUGCUGAUGUUAGGGAUGGUGUCUGCCCAUAUUAUUGUGACUUCGAUGGAUAUCAGGACGAAUUGUUAUGGGGAGCGGCAUGGCUAAGAAGGGCCACUCAAGACGACAAUUUCCUGAACUACAUUCAAAGUAAUGGUAAAACCCUCGGUGCUGAAGAAAACAUAAAUGAGUUCGGUUGGGACAACAAGCAUGCUGGCCUUAAUGUUCUUGUCUCUAAGGAAGUUCUAGAAGGAAACGUACUAUCUCUUGAUUCGUACAAGACUUCGGCGGAGAGCUUUCUGUGCACGCUGAUACCCGAAACAUCAAGUUCACAUAUAGAGUACACUCCCGGUGGACUCAUAUACAGGCCAGGAGGUAGCAACUUGCAGCAUGCAACUUCAAUUGCUUUCCUCCAAUUGGUUUACGCUAAUUACCUAUCACGCACUUCACAAACCAUCAAUUGUGGGAACAUCUAUGUUAAUGCACAAACACUUCGCCAGCUUGCUAAGAAGCAAGUUGAUUACAUUUUGGGCGAUAACCCAAUGGGUAUGUCGUACAUGGUUGGGUAUGGCAACAAGUAUCCACAGCGCAUACACCAUCGUGGCUCCUCCUUACCCUCCAUCAAGGACCAUCCUCAAGUCAUUGCCUGCAAAGAAGGCUCAAUCUACUUCAACUCAUCCAAUCCUAAUCCUAAUGUUCUGGUGGGAGCCAUUGUGGGAGGACCAGGAGAAGAUGAUCUCUAUGGGGAUGAUAGGGCUGAUUUUAGGAAGUCCGAACCAACAACAUAUAUUAAUGCACCAUUCGUUGGGAUUUUAGCAUACUUUGUUGCUAACCCCAAUUCUUGAUUGCUAACUAUAAUUGCUAUCUUUUGUAAAUAAUAAAAGAUAUACAGAAAAGAGUCUCUCAUCUUGAGAAAAGCAAGAGUGAAGAGGCUUGCUUUGUGUUGGAUACAUAGAAGCAAAAUGUUACACAAUUUCAAGUCCCAGAAGCUGUUGGUGACUUUUUCGGCUGGGACGGAUGAAGAGCAAAUCGCUCGACAACUACAAUUUUUUUUUCUUAUUUCUUAUUUCAUGCUUUUACCAAGAAAUACGAGUAAUUGUGCAUUUUCCUUUU